AAUGGCUCAUGAAUAUAUGUGGUCAAAUGGAUGACCGCCCGAAGCAAAAUCGAUCAGUUUAGCGGUCUAAUUUCUGAAAGAAAGUCACAUCAGCACCGCGUGUAUCGUGGUCCGAAGUUCGGCGGCGUUAAUGGUUGCAAAAUUUCACCAAGAACCGUCGAAACUUUCGGUUGCAGUUUUUCCACCAUUCAAGCAACACGUGUGAACAACAAAUUGAUCUCGAGUGAAAGUGAGUCCGUCGUUACAACUUUCAAGAUUACAGAAACAGCGAGAGUAUCAACUCUCUCAAUUUACAUCCUGCCUGGUAGUCGGCAAUUUUGUCCAGUAUCGCCAUGGCGUUUCGCAUCGAAUGACCAGACUGUGUGCCAAAAGCUAACAUCGAAAGACCAAGAUGUCGGCCGGCUUGGCAGCACUUGCUGGAUCCUCUUCUCUGUUGGGGCUAACCGCCGUUCCACUGAUUGCCAUCGGCCUCAGCGUCCUUCGCUACAACAGUGUCGACCCAGAGGGUCAUCCCACCGAUGCAAGACAGCUUCUGCCGACGUACGAUUUCAUUGUAAUUGGUGGAGGAAGCGCUGGAGCCGUAGUGGCUUCAAGGUUAUCGGAGGUUGCAAACUGGACGGUGUUGCUCCUCGAGGCAGGUGGCGAUGAGAAUGAGAUUUCCGACGUCCCAGCGUUGGCGGGAUACACGCAGCUUUCAGAAUUCGACUGGAAGUACCAGACUUCACCUCCAGGUGCCUCGGCCUAUUGCCUUGCGAUGGUAGGAGAUCGAUGCAACUGGCCUCGAGGCAAAGUUCUGGGGGGUAGCAGCGUCUUGAACUCGAUGAUUUACGUGCGCGGCAACAGACUGGAUUACGACGGCUGGGCGGAACUGGGAAACAGCGGAUGGAGCUACGACGAGGUGCUGCCAUACUUUUUGAAGUCGGAGGACAACAGGAAUCCGUACUUGGCUCGAACACCAUACCACGGUACCGGCGGCUACCUGACGGUGCAGGAGUCGCCAUGGCGGACGCCGUUGGCUGUGGCAUUCGUCAAGGCAGGAAGCGAGCUGGGCUACGAGAACCGAGACAUAAACGGAGCCAAUCAGACGGGCUUCAUGCUGGCCCAGGGGACGAUACGAAGGGGGAGUCGAUGCUCGACGGCGAAGGCGUUCCUACGACCGGUACGAAAUCGGCGAAACCUGCACAUAGCCCUACGAGCGCAAGCUACGCGGAUAAUCUUCAACAAAAAUAAGCGAGCAAUCGGAGUCGAGUACGUGCGAGACGGGAGAAUGAACGCGGUGCGAGUCCGGCGAGAGAUAAUUAGUUCAUCAGGAGCAAUCGGUUCACCGCAGCUGCUGAUGCUGUCGGGAAUCGGGCCGAAGGAGCACUUGGAGAGUCUCGGAAUCCCGGUGCUGUCCGAUCUGAAGGUAGGCGACAACCUGCAGGACCAUGUGGGUCUGGGCGGCUUGACGUUUGUCGUCAACGAGCCAGUCACCCUACGGAAAGACCGGUUCCAAACGCUGCCAGUGGCCAUGGACUACAUAGUGAAUGAGAGAGGCCCGAUGUCGAGUCUGGGCGUAGAAGGUCUCGCUUUUGUGAACACGCGCUUCGCCGAUAAGUCAGGGGACUUCCCGGACGUACAGUUCCACUUUGCGCCGAGCUCGAUAAACUCGGACGGCGGUGAGCAUAUCCGACGAAUACUGGGGCUCAGAGACAGCGUCUUCAACACCGUAUACAAACCGCUGCUCAGCGCGGAGACCUGGACAAUCCUGCCGCUGCUCCUGCGGCCAAAAAGUUCCGGCUGGAUUCGACUCCGGAGCCGCGAUCCCGCGGUUUACCCGGACAUCAAUCCGAACUACUUUACUCACAAGGAAGAUAUGGACGUGCUGGUCGAGGCCAUCCGCAUUGCUCUUCAAGUGUCCAACACAACAACCUUCCAGAGGUUCGGGUCCCGUCCUCACAUGAUACCCUUUCCCGGCUGCCAGAGGUUUCCUUUCGACACUUACGAGUACUGGGAAUGCUCCAUCCGCCAUUUUACCUUCACAAUUUAUCAUCCCGUCGGAACAUGCAAGAUGGGACCAGCCGAUGAUCCCGACGCUGUUGUCGAUUCCAGGCUUAGGGUUUACGGCGUUCAGGGGCUCAGAGUCAUCGACGCUUCCAUCAUGCCUAAAAUUGUCAGUGGCAAUCCCAACGCCGGCGUGAUCAUGAUAGGCGAAAAGGCCAGUGACAUGAUCAAACAGGACUGGCAUGUGCACAAGAAAUCGCGAGGAGCGGGGAGGUAGCGAAGCUCGUAAUAAUUUGCGGACCUCGCGAGGCGCAUGUAAUAUUUAUCAGGUCUGAGGCUGUGCGAUUGCUCUAUUUGCAUCGACCGCGUCAUUUCGAUAAACAGACGAAUGGAGCUGGCGCAAAUUUCGACAGUGCACUGCGUUUUCAUCGAAGAAUCAGGAAUCAAAUAGACUUGGAGAAUCAAGUAGUUUCACUUUUCAUAAAAUUUCUUUCAAGACCAUGUGACAGUCCUGCCUUUACCGACAGAGUCACCUCGACCGGUUCCGUUUGUUCAAUGAACAAAUGAACAGAAUUGACUCUAAUUUCGACAGUGCACUACAUUUUCAUCGCGGAAUUUGGGAUUAAGCCGACUUGGGGAACAAGAAAGUUUCAAUUCUUAUCAAAUUCGUUUCAAGCUCAUGUGACAGUUCUACACUUACCAAAGGACUGACAUCAUUCUUAUUCUUCGUUUACUUUGAAAACGAACGAACGGAACAUGCUCAAGUUUCGAUAAUACAUUGCUUAAGUAUUGUGACAUUUAAAAAUCAUAUAAUUAUUGAAAAUUAUUACAUGGACGCUCCACUUCACAUGAGCGGAAAAAUGUCGCU
Messenger RNA from Diprion similis, 2851 nucleotides. Its product is annotated as glucose dehydrogenase [FAD, quinone]. The coding region runs from base 392 to 2260 and encodes 622 amino acids. The transcript has 5 exons. Lineage: Eukaryota; Metazoa; Arthropoda; Insecta; Hymenoptera; Diprionidae. The record is from RefSeq and is a predicted model, not a curated record. Gene Ontology annotation, molecular function: flavin adenine dinucleotide binding; oxidoreductase activity, acting on CH-OH group of donors.